This is a messenger RNA of Spinacia oleracea (spinach), 2359 nucleotides long. RefSeq lists its product as uncharacterized. The transcript is spliced from 9 exons. The coding region runs from base 319 to 1197 and encodes 292 amino acids. Lineage: Eukaryota; Viridiplantae; Streptophyta; Magnoliopsida; Caryophyllales; Amaranthaceae. The record is from RefSeq and is a predicted model, not a curated record.
AUCAAGAACGACGGCGAAAUCAACAACGAUUUAAUCAAGAACGACGAAGAGUGAAAAAUCCUACGUAGGCUUUGAAAGCAGAGGCAGAGGACAAGGGAGAACAAGGAGGUGAUCUAUAGUUUCCUGUUGCAGUUUCUUAGGGAGAUGCACAUGAUCUGAAUGCUGAGCGUCAUACCAGGAAUAAUCAAGAUAUGGAAUUGGAAAGAUGUAAACGUAUUAUGCUUUUGCAACUGAACAAGAGUUAUGUAAGUAAUAUUUUGAUGUGUUACAUGUACUUUCAUGUGACUUCUUAAUUUAAUUUGCAAACCAGAAGAGGAGAUGAUUGAAGAUGUUAUGGAGGACAACUUUGAUCAAGAUGGACUGACUGGAAGAGAUGGACCGGAUGAUGCACCCCUUGAUGAAAUAGAAGGUGCCCUUGUGAAUAUGGAUGUUGAUCUUGAUAAUCCUGAAACUGUUACAAAAUCGAAGAAAUCAAGGGGGACAUUUUAUUGCAGAAAGCUUACAUUGUUACCCCCUGGGAAAAAAAUCAAUGUGGAGUUUGAUGAGGACGGAAAUUCAAUUGGUCCUGAAUCUUCAUUAUUUUCUUUCUACUUGGGUCAACAAGUACAAAACCAUUCAGUUUGUCACGUACAAGUCAAACUUUGGGAAGACUUUAAACUUGAAACGCUAGAUCAUUUGUGGACUUGUAUCCUGGAGAAAUGCUCAUUUGAUGAUCCCGAGUUUAGGAAGGAAAAUGUCAUGAAACAUGCAAGAAGGUUAUUUAGGGAUAGCAGGCACAAAUGGAAGAGGAAGUUCUUCAACGAUCCAACUUUGAAAACGAAAGAGGAGCGCUUGAAAAAUAAGCCUCCAAACAUGACAAAAGUGGAUUGGAAAUACUUAAUUGAGCUUUGGAGCGAUUCUAAGUUUCAGGAGAAGAGUGAAAAGGCAAAAAAAAGCAGGUCCUUUCAAAAGAUGCCUCACUACAAUGGCACUCAAAGUUUUGCUCGCCUUAAACAAGACAUUAUGGAACAAAAUGAUGGGAAAUGUACACGUCUUGAUGUGAUGGUAGAGUCUCGUAAGAGAAAAUCAAAAUCAAAGAAGCGAGUAAAUGUUGCGACCUUAGCCAAUAACGUGCAUGCAGUAGAUGAACUAACGAAAUUAAAGGAGCAAAGAGAACAAGGAAUUCAUAAGAAAACAGAUGAACAGAUUUUCCAAUAGGUGCUCGGCAAAGAUAUGCAUGGAUAUUUGCGUGCCAAUGGACCUGGUAGAAGUUUUACAAAGCAUUUUCAAGUGAAGCCUUCCCGAUUAGAUCUUGCUCAAGAGGUUAAUAAAGUUAAAAAGAUUGCUGAGGAAGAAGUUCUAGAUGCUAAAAAAGAGGCUGAGGUGAUUAGGAAUGAGGUAGAUCAAAAAAAUUCUGAAAACAACAAACUUUGGGAGAAACGACUCAUGAAGAUUCUAAAAGCUUGUGGGAAGGAUUUAUCUGACACUAAUGAUGCUGAAAGUGACAAAUCAUCAUCUUGAAAUUCAGGAAAGGCAUUAUCAUAUUCCAUAGAGGCUGCUGGGCCAAAUUUGGGUCCACAACUACUGUCCAUGAGUGAAUUUUUGAUGUCUAGCUUAAACGAAUCCUAUCAAUCAAGAUAUGGAGCUGCUAUAAUGGACAGGCCAAAUGAUGAAUGAAGUGUAAGCUAUACAAUACUGCACAACAGUACUUGCCAGCAUGCUGCUCCAACUUGUAUCAAUUUGAUGAAUUCAGCAAUCUUCAGGUUUCCUGUUUCUGAUAGAAACAUGUCUAUCCAAACGUGUAAUCAUCCUCUACCAAUGAAAAAAAGCCAACACCUACAGCACCAUGUAUGACCAGAUCCUACUGAAAUGAUUUUUAUUCUCACGUGUUGUUACGAAGUGUUUGAACUAUCAAGACACCGUUUUUCAGGGGAUCCUGAAAGCAAGUAUAGUGUUAGUUUCCAGAGUCAUAUACUCUGUGUUAGUAUCAGAGAACAUUCAGUAGUGACAAGUUUAAUUGGCCUUCUUAAGCACUAUAAAUGCUGAAGUGCUCCUAUAUGUCUUGUCCUCAAGAAUGAUUGUUAUUUAAGAGAUAGCGUAAGAGUCCUUGUGCUUCUUCAAAGUAAUAGCAUAUAUGUGUUUUACUUAUUCUGUUAUUGUGUGUAUUAUAUUAUAACAAUGUUAAUGGUUUUUACUUGUUUUUGUAGGAAAAAUGAAGUAUGGAUGUUAAGGAAAGUAGUCAAAUUAUAUUUCGAGCAAAAAGAUAUUGUGGUUGUCUUUGAUAUUAUGGAUUAUGAAACCUACUGUAUUUUAGAUUUUAGAGAUACAGAGUAACAUUGACUUAUUUUCUUUUUAUUUAAAGAUUUUAGUGUUUUAUUUU